Molecule: messenger RNA, 923 nt
Organism: Alexandromys fortis (reed vole)
Lineage: Eukaryota; Metazoa; Chordata; Mammalia; Rodentia; Cricetidae
Gene: Srp14
Product: signal recognition particle 14
Exons: 5
Coding region: 125-457 (110 amino acids)
Biological process (GO): SRP-dependent cotranslational protein targeting to membrane
Cellular component (GO): signal recognition particle, endoplasmic reticulum targeting
Molecular function (GO): 7S RNA binding; endoplasmic reticulum signal sequence receptor activity
Source: RefSeq, a predicted model, not a curated record
GAGGCAGGGAUUGGCGGAAGAAGUGCAACUACGAGCGGAAGCCCCGCCCAUCACAGAGGAGACUUCCGGCUGUAAACGCUCGCCCCGGCUUCUGCUGACGGAGUUGGAACUUGCGGAGACCGGGAUGGUUUUGCUCGAGAGCGAGCAGUUCCUGACGGAGCUGACCAGGCUCUUCCAGAAGUGCCGGUCGUCGGGCAGCGUGUACAUCACCCUGAAGAAGUAUGAUGGUCGCACCAAACCCACUCCGCGGAAGAGUUCUGUGGAGGGCCUCGAGCCCGCGGAAAACAAGUGUCUGUUGAGAGCCACGGAUGGGAAAAGGAAGAUCAGCACUGUGGUGAGUUCCAAAGAAGUGAAUAAGUUCCAGAUGGCCUAUUCAAACCUGCUGAGAGCUAACAUGGAUGGUCUCAAGAAGAGGGACAAGAAGAGCAAGAGUAAGAAGACGAAGCCAGCACAGUGAAGGCGUGGCCAUUACCAGCCAGCUGAAGUGCAGCUUCCUGUUGGCUGCUUUUGGCACCCUCUGUAUGUAACUGUUUUCAUACAAGCAUCGUUUAAGGGAAGGGUUGGACGAUCAUAAGGUAGUUACUGUGCUAAGAAGCCAGUUGGUUUUUGAUCUCCACCGUAUGGCUGGGUAUUCUUAGAUUCCAGCCUUCAAGUGUCAUCUUUGCGACCCGUGCAUCGUCAAGUCCAUCCAUGCAAGCUGUUUCUUUGCCUACCCUGUUUGUGACAGUAACUACUAACUCUAGAAUGAUACAGUUACUCAAUGGUUUUUGCCUUGUCUUUGAGAAUACUGUAAUAGAAAUCUGACAGUUUUAUUAAAAGUUAUGUUAUCCUAUGGGUGGGUUUAUUUACUUGGUUGUAUAAUUUUAAAAAGUUAACUACAUUUAUUUUUAUGUUCGUGCACACAUUUGCUCUGUGCCACAGCA